This is a messenger RNA of Drosophila busckii, 1377 nucleotides long. It is a transcript of the gene Or83a, whose product is annotated as odorant receptor 83a. Bases 1 to 1377 code for a protein of 458 amino acids. NCBI's taxonomy places the organism in Eukaryota, Metazoa, Arthropoda, Insecta, Diptera, Drosophilidae. The transcript has 4 exons. The record is from RefSeq and is a predicted model, not a curated record. Gene Ontology annotation, cellular component: plasma membrane. Gene Ontology annotation, biological process: detection of chemical stimulus involved in sensory perception of smell; sensory perception of smell. Gene Ontology annotation, molecular function: olfactory receptor activity; odorant binding.
AUGAGUGGCAUAAAGCAGCCCGAAGUCGACUCAGCCGAGCAGUUUAGUCGUCGAGAUCUCUUCAGCUUUGUGCGCAACGUCAUGCGUGUGGCUGGGAUGCAUCCUUUGGGAGCGGAAACUGGCGGCACAAAGAGCUGCCUGCACUACUUACUAGGGCUCUGCGAUGUUAUCUACGAGCUGUUCAACUACUUUGUGUGUGUGCACAUUGAGUGCUUAUAUAUUUGCACAAUAUACAUUUACUACAGCACAGGUGAUUUGGAGUUUUUGGUCAAUUGUUUGAUACAAACGGUCAUUUAUCUGUGGACCUUUGCCAUGAAGUUAUACUUUCGACGCAUACAACCAAAGCUGCUCAAGCAGCUAAUUGAGUUUAUUAACUUGAAAUAUUGCACACGCUCGGCACCGGGAUUUACAUAUGUAACCAUGAAGGGCGCCUUGCGUCAGUCAAAUCUCUGGAUCAAAACAUAUGUCUACUGCUGUUUUAUAGGCACUAUAUUCUGGCUAGCACUGCCCUUGGCUUAUGGCGAUAGAAGCUUACCGCUGGCCUGCUGGUAUCCUUUUGAUUAUACACAACCGUUUGUCUAUGAGCUGGUGUUCUUUCUACAAGCCGUGGGACAGAUACAAGUGGCGGCAGCCUUUUCAGCUUCAAGUGGCUUUCACAUGGUUUUGGGCAUUUUGUUAGCAGGACAGUAUGAUAUUUUAUUUUGCAGUCUCAAAAAUGUGCUUGCCACCAGCUAUUUGGAGAUGGGCGCUAAUAUGGCAGAGCUGCGCCAACUACAAGCUGCACAAGCAGUGGCUGAUGCGGAGCUUAAUCAAUACAACUAUUCACAGGAACAACAGACUACGCUAACAGAACUUGCAGCGCUCAUAGGUCCAGGUGAAAAUAGAAACUUCCAAAUUGCAUUUAAAAGCGCUUUUGGUCGCUGCUUGCAUUUGCAUCGUUAUAUUAUCAAAGCGCUUUAUAAAAUGGAGCGCUUCUACAAUCCCAUUUGGUUGUUCAAGAUUGGCGAGGUGACAUUUCUGAUGUGCCUGGUCGCUUUUACGUACACCAAAAGCACCAACGCCAACUCAUUCAUGCGCAUGGUAGUCCUGGGACAGUAUUUGCUGCUAGUGCUCUAUGAGCUCUUCAUUAUCUGCUACUUUGCCGAUGUGGUCUACCAGAACAGCGUGCGUUGCGGUGAGGCGCUGUGGCGCAGUCCUUGGCAGUUGCAUAUGCGCGAAAUACGCAGCGAUUACAUGUUCUUCAUGUUGAAUGCACGCAGACAGUUUCGGCUGACUGCUGGCAAAAUUUAUAAUUUGAAUGUGGAUCGCUUUAGGGGCACAAUUACCACCGCCUUUUCAUUUUUAACCUUGCUGCAGAAAAUGGACGCACGUGCCUAA